Messenger RNA from Leptonychotes weddellii (Weddell seal), 1785 nucleotides. The record is from RefSeq and is a predicted model, not a curated record. Lineage: Eukaryota; Metazoa; Chordata; Mammalia; Carnivora; Phocidae.
UGGCAAGAUCUGAGAAAGCAAUGGUUCUUAGUCACAAAGAGAAGUUUCUCGUGGCAGGGCAUGUCAAUUAGGGGCAGACCCAGCUCUGUGACAGUGACUAGCCUCCUGCAGGGGGACAACAGGGGGCUCCUCCUGGAACUGUCCGUGCAUCAAAGGCCCCCAGCGGUGUAGACGCUGCAUAUCCAAAGAGAGAGUAGGGGGAGAGCGUAGGGCAGUUCCUCAGAAUCUUGCACCUAGAAUUAUCCUAUGACUUGGUAAUUCCACUUAUGGGGCCUACACCUCGCAGAGCUGAAAGCAGGGCCUCGAGGACGUAUCUGUGCCCACGCUCAUAGCAGCCUGAUGCACAGUAGCCAAAAGGUGGAAGGAACGCAGGUGUCCAUCAACCAAUGUGUGGGUAAGGAACGGUGGUGUGCACAGGCAGCCGAGUGUCACUCAGCCUUAAAAAGGAAGCAGAUUCUGACACCCGACUCUGACACGGACGAUCCUUGAGGACAUCCCGCGAAGUGAAGCAAGCCAGUCACAAAAGGACAGGAGGCCCUCAGCUGUUCCCAGUGAGCCUGUGGAUGCCACUCGAGAUGUCCCCUUUUGGCUGCUGGGGACUGCCUGCCGCCCUUCUUGCCCUGUUCUGCUGCCCAGGGUCUGGUGAGGGGUUCGAGGUGCACAUGUAUCCGGAGCAGCUUGUGGUGGAGCCUGGAGGGUCAAAUUUGAUCAACUGUAGUACCAGCUGCGCCCAGCCGCAGACCGGUGGCCUGGAGACCGCCCUAACCAAGACCCUGCGGGAGUCGGGAGCUCAGUGGAAGCAGUACUUGGUCUCCAACAUCUCCCAGGACACAGUCAUCCACUGCUACUUCACCUGCUUCGGGAAUCAGAAGUUAAAGAGUCUCAACAUCAGCGUGUUCUUGCUCACAGUCUCCUACCUGCUCAGGAGCAGCCCAUCACCGGACACCCCCCACCCCACCACAAAUAGCGGGGCACCAACAGAAGGGCCACCGUGCUCUCCGGUCGCCCCUUCACCUCACGGAGAGAAGGGCCCCUGGCAAAUGUGUGACCAUCACCCAUACGCACCUGUGCACGGGCCAUGGAGACCUCCCCAUAGGGCAGGAUUCUCUCAACGUCUCGGCACCAAGGACCCUCCAAAGCAAGUGCUGCUGAAGCUGCAGCCCGCGUGGGUGGCUGUGGGGAGAUCCUUCACCGUCGAGUGCCACGUGCCGGCUGUGAAACCCCUCGAGGGCCUCACUCUCACCCUGCUCCGUGGCCAGGAGGCCCUGUGCAACAAGACCUUUGCGAGGGGAGACAGUGGCACCCGAGGGGCCACAGCCACACACAACAGCACGGCUCACAGGGAAGACGGCCACCACAACUUCUCGUGCCACGCCCGCCUAGAUCUGCGGUCUCUCGGCGGGGGCAUCGUUCACCGUGUCUCCGAGCCCCAGAUGCUCAAGGUCUAUGAGCCCAGGCCAGACAACCAGAUGGUCGUCAUCAUCUCUGUCGUGUCGGUGCUGCUGUUCUUGUUUGUGACAUCCAUCCUCCUGUGCUUUGUCUUGGGCCAACACUGGCGCCAGAGGCGGAUGGGCGCUUACGGGGUACAGGAUGCUUAAGCAGGGCCGAAGUCGGGCCGACUGGGCACAGCCUACAUGAGUGGCACGGCCACCAGCACCGCAGCCCCUGGAACUCAGCACGACUCCUCGGGAUCGUGGUCCAGCCCUGACUACAGGACUGUAACAAGCAGCCGAGGACAUCGGGGUCAUUUCCUUUUCUAGUCUGCAUAUAAACAUCUGGACUUAA